AUGGCUUCUUUCCUGACCACCAUGUACGAAUUUCUCAAUUCCUCUCCCUCUCCACAGCCUCUCUCCCCUCAUUUGACCUUGAAACAAUCCUCUUCAUGCGUUACCAUCAACUCCUACAUCUCAUGUGAGAGGCAUGGCGAGAAGGAGGCUCCCCAAACUGCCACCAACUCGCCCAGCACCCCUUCCCGGGCCGUCCAACUCCUGCGUCAGGGCCUGUUUUCUUCUCCUUCCCAGAACAAUAUUGACCGAUGUCCUUCACCAUCUAGCAAUGCCCGCACUCGAGGCCAGUUCAAACCGCAACGCGCCAACAAGGGGACCUCAAGCUAUCAACUGAGACAAUUCGCCGAGGCGACACUGGGAAGUGGCAGCUUGAGGAAAGCCGUCAAGUUGCCCGAGGGAGAAGAUCUAAAUGAGUGGUUGGCAGUCAACGUGGUCGAUUUCUACAAUCAGAUCAACCUGCUUUAUGGAUCAAUCACUGAAUUCUGCUCACCACAGUCCUGCCCCGAGAUGAAGGCUACUGAUGAAUUUGAGUAUCUCUGGCAAGAUGCCGCAACUGGUUUCCCGAAACCCACCAAGAUGCCCGCCCCAGAAUACAUUGAACAUCUCAUGACCUGGGUGCAGUCCAACAUUGACAACGAGAGUACCUUUCCCUCCCGAAUCGGCGUUCCUUUCCCCAAGCAUUUCCCCUCUACUGUACGACAACUCUUCAAACGACUCUACCGCGUGUAUGCACACAUCUACUGCCACCAUUACCAAGUGAUCGUGCACCUUGGACUGGAGCCGCACUUGAAUACGAGUUUCAAACAUUUCGUACUCUUUGUGGACGAGCACGGUCUUGAGAAGGGUGGCGGUAAGGAUUACUGGGGUCCACUUGGGGAUCUGGUAGAGAGCAUGUUGAAGAGCGACUGA
Fonsecaea erecta is the source of this 909-nucleotide messenger RNA. RefSeq lists its product as hypothetical. The record is from RefSeq and is a predicted model, not a curated record. The coding region runs from base 1 to 909 and encodes 302 amino acids. The transcript is spliced from 3 exons. Gene Ontology annotation, cellular component: nucleus; cytoplasm. Gene Ontology annotation, molecular function: protein kinase activator activity. Lineage: Eukaryota; Fungi; Ascomycota; Eurotiomycetes; Chaetothyriales; Herpotrichiellaceae. Gene Ontology annotation, biological process: cell division; positive regulation of protein phosphorylation; signal transduction.